This is a messenger RNA of Lactuca saligna, 1747 nucleotides long. NCBI's taxonomy places the organism in Eukaryota, Viridiplantae, Streptophyta, Magnoliopsida, Asterales, Asteraceae. The record is from the annotation of a GenBank genome assembly.
CCUAAACCACCCCAUAGCACGCUCAAACUUACAGACUUCGCUCUGUGCAUUUGUCGAACCAAAACAAUGAUCAAUGAUCACCCAUCUGUAUUAAUGGAGUCUCUACCAACCUUGACGACGUCCAUUAAAUGCUCCAUCUUUAUAAACAGGCCUUCCUUCACACAUACUCCCAAAUUAUAAUUUCCAACAAAGCUGUCAAUGGCGUCCACUUCCACACCCAGCAGAACAACACCAUGGGCGGCGGCGCUGCUCCUUUCACUUCUGGCCAUCGCCAUUACUUCCGGUGAAGCUCAAGACUCCACCACCCUAGUUCCAGCCAUCAUUACUUUCGGUGACUCCGCUGUUGAUGUGGGUAAUAACGACUACCUCAACACCCUUUUCAAAGCUAAUUACCCACCCUACGGCCGCGACUUCGCCAAUCACCAACCCACCGGAAGGUUCUGCAAUGGCAAACUCGCCUCCGAUAUCACCGCUGAUACACUUGGAUUCAAAACAUACCCACCGGCGUAUCUCAGCCCUGAAGCUUCCGGAAAUAAUCUUCUCAUCGGAGCCAAUUUUGCGUCUGCCGGAGCUGGUUUGGAUGAUAGAACUUCCAUAGCGAGCCAUGCAAUUGCAUUAUCGCAACAAUUACAAUACUACAAAGAGUAUCAAGGUAAGCUAGCGCAGGUCGCCGGAAGUUCUAAAGCCGCCUCCAUAACUAAGGACGCUUUAUACUUACUUUCCGCCGGCAACACCGAUUACGUUCAGAACUAUUACGUCAACCCUUUCAUUAACAAAGUCUACACUGCCGACCAAUACGGAUCCUACCUCGUCGGAAUCUUUUCAAGCUUCGUCAAGGAUUUGUAUGGAUUAGGAGCAAGGAGAAUCGGAGUGACGUCACUCCCACCGCUUGGCUGCUUGCCGGCGGUGAGAACUUUGUUCGGAUCCCAUGAAAAGGGGUGUGUAAGCAAAAUCAACACAGAUGCUCAAUCGUUCAACAAGAAGAUAAAUUCAGCUGCAACCCAACUCGGAUCACAACUCCCAGGUCUCAAGAUUGUUAUCUUCGACAUCUUUCAACCACUCUACGACCUCAUCAAAGAUCCCGCCUCCCAUGGGUUUGUGGAGGCGUCGAGAGGAUGUUGUGGAACAGGAAGAGUGGAGACGACGGUGUUCUUAUGUAACCCUAAAUCGAUCGGGACAUGUCCAAAUGCGACUCAGUUUGUGUUCUGGGAUAGUUUUCAUCCAUCUGAAGCUGCUAAUCAAGUCCUUGCUGACACCUUAAUCGUCGCCGGAAUCGGCCUACUCGGUUAAUCAAAAUCGUCAUCGCACUUUUUUUCUUAUAAACUUUGUAUUACUUUCAUGUACACAAUGUUUCUAUAAUUCGAAAAGGGCAAAAUCAAGUUUCUAUUAUUACUAUUACUUCUGUUUUUCGUUAUGUCUGAAUUCAAAUCAUCGAUUACAACUUGUAUUCAAGAAUCCCAGAUUCAAUUUUACACGUAUUUGUUUCUAUUCAUUACAUGAUUUAGCAAAUCCGCAAUUGCAGGAGCUUGUUUUGGUUUCGUUUACUUGAUGAUGAUCAUCUCUCUGAACUUUAGUUUCCAAAUAUGGCUUCAAGUUUGGAGCUUUAUAAAAGAAGUUGAAGGGAAAAAGGGUCUGCAAUCUUCUCGCAUAUUCUUCUCUACUCAUAGCAACUGUCACUUUCAUGUACUUUCCAUGAUAACAAAAACCUGCAAAAAAACAAAACCAAGAUCACGUAAAUGAAAUCGUA